This is a messenger RNA of Trematosphaeria pertusa, 1508 nucleotides long. RefSeq lists its product as uncharacterized. The record is from RefSeq and is a predicted model, not a curated record. The transcript has 2 exons. NCBI's taxonomy places the organism in Eukaryota, Fungi, Ascomycota, Dothideomycetes, Pleosporales, Trematosphaeriaceae. The coding region runs from base 201 to 1424 and encodes 407 amino acids.
AUCAACGAUGGUAGCGAUCCACAUCCCGACUUCGGUUGCCUCCUCCACGUAACAUGGCGCUGCUCUACCACUCUAUCCGCGAAAAUAAGCACGAAACAUUGUUAGCUGCAGCUGACAGCCAGCUAUUCUCUCCGUUCUCGUCUCUCCUGCAUGCUUCGGUUAUGCCAGAAACCGUCCGAUUUCAAUUGCCCUGAGCAUCAAUGGCCCCCGAAUCCCACCGGCCGCCAAUGCAGGCCUUGAGGAGGAGCCAGGCUGUAGCGGACGCCGUAAUCGGGCAUCUGGUAGGCGGCAACGUAGCGAGGUUGGUGGCAUCUUCCGAAGAUCUUGAAGGGCAAGGACGCGACUCGCCUCCCGCACGCGCUCACCGCACCAGCCCAGUAAAACUUCAGAAGAGAACAGCCGGCCCACGACCACACUCCCCUGACUCUCACAUUCAUCGGCCCAUCACCACGCGCUCGGGGAUCUACUCCCAUGCGUCUCGUUCACCACCGCUGGGCCAUGAGCAGUUCAUCGAUGGCCAGCUUCCACCCGGUGUGAAUAGUCAGAGUCCCACGUAUGUCCGCACCUUCCGUCACAACCCGGAGAGCGGGAAGUAUCUCGCGGACACGUUGACGAAUAUGGCCCUUAUGGACGACGCGGGGCAGAGAAGUUCACCUGUUCAUUCGAGUUCAAAGGAGGACUUGGGUCUCGGUGCAGAGAGAUGCCAGCUUCGGCGCUCCAGCCCACGGACCGAUCUUUCGUCGCUGGAGAGGGACUUGGACCGGAGCGAGCAGCAGCCGCUGGGAACUAUGAAUCGGAACCCCUCUAGAUCCCGAAGAGAUUCGACGCAGCCGGAGCCUAGGAAGGCCGCGCCAUACUGUCUCCAAGCUGAGCAUAAUCAGAGGUAUCCUACGAAAGAACACCCUCUGAAAGACAGGACACCAUACUCCAUCCUCCGCAACCCAAAGAACUCCCCAACUCCCCACCCCCUCGCCCACCAACCAAACCAAAAGCGAGUCUCUUUCGCAGAAGUCCAACAUCUCUCCAGCAGCCCACCUCCUCCUGGCACCACCAUCUACGAAAAAAUAGAAAGAAGGCCCUCGCACCUCGCCUCUUCCUAUCUCCCACGCUGCAAGGAUCCGCGCUGCUCUCUCCACCAAGUAGGAACAUUCCAUACGCAUAACGUGACUGUCGCUGCGAAUGCACAGCAUCCCGCGUAUCGGACCACGUCCAUUAAGCUGCCGAUGGGGUAUCCGGAGCCCUGCCCGCGCCCGUUUCAGGCUGAGGCUUCGACGGUGAAUGGGAGCGAGGAAGGAGCUAGGCCGGGGAAGGGUUCGCGGCGGCGGAUGUGGUGCGUGAGGGUUUGGCGGUGGGUUAAGAGGAAGGUCGGCUGGGUCUCCAGAGGGACGAAGCUGCCCAGUAGCCGGGACCAGCCUCGCGCGUGAGAUGACGCUUCUUCAUUGCGCAUGGGUAGUAGAUCAAGACAUGUAUGGUAUUGCAUGGGCUAGGCUGGGAUAGUAGCACCCUCC